GAGAGAGCGCGCGAGACAGAGUCCACAGGAGGGAUGUGUCUUUAGGUGAAACGUUAAACUCAGGAGCCUCGUCCAGAACCUCCAGAACCUCAGAUAUGGAGAUAUCAGGUGCCACACUGUGGCUGAGGAGAGGCGAGAGGCAGAGGUGAAGAGUUUGUGUGGUAACAUCUCAGACUCUGUUCGAUUUGCUAUAAUUGCUUUGAUUUUCAUUUGAGAACCUGGGAAGAGUGGGUGUGACCCCAGGCUCCAGAGAACUCCAUCGUGAGGCCCAGCUCAGGUCUCCUCCUUUGCGUGGACCUUACUGGAUGUUUCACUGAGAUACAAACGUUCCCCCAUGGAUCCAAACAUCCAGGGAUCCUUCCUGUUCAACAACGGCCUGAACCAGUUCCCCUCGGACCUAAAGGCACCGGUGUGUCAGUACUCGGUGCCCAACUCCUUCUACAAGCUCAGCCCGGGCCUGAACAGCCAGCUGCAGGCGGGGACGCCGCACGGCAUCAGCGACAUCCUGAGUCGCUCCAUGAUGGGCAUGGGCUCCACGGGCACCACCACCCUGCUGUCCGGAUACUCCACCAUGGGCGGCUUCAGCCCGGCCGUCACCGGCACGUCCGUGUACUACAACCGAGACUACAACUCCUCGCUGGGCGGCUUCUCCAAGCCCGGCGCCGCCGAGUGUCCCAUGAAGAGUCGCAGCGUGAGCUGCUGGGCAGAGAGCGGCUGUGACUGGAGAGCAGGGAGGCAACAGUGUAACAGUGGUGGUCCUCUGGCAGAUAUGUCGGGCAGAAAGAAACACACCAGACCGACGUUCAGUGGACAUCAGAUCUUUGCUCUGGAGAAAACGUUUGAACAAACCAAAUACUUGGCCGGACCCGAGCGAGCGAGACUGGCUUAUUCUCUGGGAAUGACCGAGUCACAAGUGAAGGUGUGGUUUCAGAACCGCCGCACCAAGUGGAGGAAGAAGAGCACGACGGAGCCGAGCUCCACGCAGACGAACCACGCGGGACAGGCGUCCGACAACGAGGUGGAGGACGAGGAGUACAACAAACCCCUGGACCCGGACUCUGACGACGACAAGAUCCGACUGCUGCUGCGCAAACAUCGCAGGGCUUUCUCCGUGCUGCGCCUCGGGCCGCACCACGUCUGACACACACACACACACACACGUCUCUGUAGAGUUGUGAGGACAUUUAGUAACAUUAAUAUAAUUCCCGUAACCUUUAUCAUGACCUCAAACACUCGUAACCAUGACCUGAACCCAAAUAUAAAGCUGCAGUACGUAGCAUUUGUUGAUUUUUGAGCUGAAACUAGUGAUUGAGACCAUUUUAACUCCUCAGGAAAAAGUUUAACAACGUUUUAAAUCAAGCGAGACGAAUGUUAGAAGCUCUUUUUUUUACAAUAAACUUCCAUUCAAACGUAAUUUUUAUUCCUUUAAUAAACACUCUAUGGAGCUGACGGAGGGAGCAUUUGUGUGUAUACAGCAGCGGAGCAAAAGUGGGCGGGGACAGUGGGACGUUAAACUGCUGAAUAGCCGGGAUUUAGGGAUUUUUGUGGAGAAACGAUUCGUUGACGCUUCUUUGUGUUUUACUGUGUUGACACAGAGCAGGGCGAUGUCACCGGGCGACACGAGAUCAAAGGAGGCGUGGUUUGAGUUUAAGCCAGAACACAAAUUGUGAUAUAUCACAGACGUAGGGAAAUAAAAUUAAAGGUCAAAUAACAUGUUUAUAUAAUACAGUAAUUAGUUAAGAUUUUUAUUUAUUAAUAUUAACCAGAUGACACUUAUAUAAGUUGUUUUUUUGGAUACUUUUGUGUUGAGAUCACAGUUACGUACUACAGCUUUAACCCAAACCAUAAUACCAAGACUUAACCUUC
Messenger RNA from Solea solea (common sole), 1866 nucleotides. It is a transcript of the gene nkx6-3, whose product is annotated as NK6 homeobox 3. Gene Ontology annotation, biological process: cell differentiation; regulation of transcription by RNA polymerase II. Lineage: Eukaryota; Metazoa; Chordata; Actinopteri; Pleuronectiformes; Soleidae. Bases 335 to 1141 code for a protein of 268 amino acids. The transcript has 3 exons. Gene Ontology annotation, molecular function: DNA-binding transcription factor activity, RNA polymerase II-specific; RNA polymerase II cis-regulatory region sequence-specific DNA binding. Gene Ontology annotation, cellular component: nucleus. The record is from RefSeq and is a predicted model, not a curated record.